UUUGCCCUUGUGAUCCAUUCGUCCGCCGAACUCGGGUACCCUUUCCAGUGUACCAGGUAUUGGUACCCUCGUCCUCGUUUCCUCUUAUCGAGAAUGUCUUCCACUUUGUAUUCUUCUUGUCCUUCGAUCAGGUCAGGUGGUGGUUGUUCGAAGUUGGGGCCAUGGGCUAUUGUUUCU
Molecule: messenger RNA, 177 nt
Organism: Heterobasidion irregulare TC 32-1
Lineage: Eukaryota; Fungi; Basidiomycota; Agaricomycetes; Russulales; Bondarzewiaceae
Exons: 1
Source: RefSeq, a predicted model, not a curated record